Messenger RNA from Cajanus cajan (pigeon pea), 2718 nucleotides. RefSeq lists its product as uncharacterized. Lineage: Eukaryota; Viridiplantae; Streptophyta; Magnoliopsida; Fabales; Fabaceae. The record is from RefSeq and is a predicted model, not a curated record.
CGGCACCGUUUUACCCAAGCCUCUGCCCUCUAGUUCUGUUCUGCAAACGAAACCGAAUCUAGCAUCGUUCACCUUCCUUCCUUCACUCGUUUGGUCACUGAAUCGAAGAAGAAGAAGCGAGAGACACUGCAAAAUCGAAACCCUAACAAUGGCGUUCGAGAUGCCAUUGGAUCAGAUAAAGCAACUACGUGUUCUGCUCCGCAAAGAGGCCAACCUCUCAUGGUACGACCCCGAGAAGGAGGAAAAUCUCGCGCUCCCCAAGCUCCCUUCCGUCGCAGAAACCAUAGCGAAGCUCGAUCCCUCGCCGCCAUACCUCCGCUGCAAGAAUUGCAAUGGAAAACUCCUUCGCGACCUUCAAUCUUCCGUCUGCGUCUUUUGCGGCACCAAUCCCCUCAGGGACCUCCCUCCCGAACCCAUCAAAUUCAAGAACACCAUUGGAUAUCGAUGGCUACUCGAGUCGCUUCAACUUGACGGAUCGGAGAUGGUGGUGUCCAUGGUGGAUGAAAAUGCAUGGAACAGGGGGAGGAGUGCAAUGAAAGAUGAGAUCCCCUUAUCUGAACUGCUAGAUUUGGAAAUUAGAUGGCCUUCUGAGGCAGAGAGAGCUCAGUCGAGUAUUUCGGAUUCCACAGCAUUUCAGGAGAAAAGUUCAUUGAGUUUGGGUGGAGUUGAUCUUGAUAGUUUUUUUGAACGCAGGGGGUCUGAUUCUGAUGUGUUUGAACAGAACAUGGCUUCUGGAAAACAAGGAAGUAGUGCUUCAGAUAGCUCUUACCAAAUGAAAGAAAAUCUUAGUUUGUUUCAGAAUGUUCAAGCUUCGGAAGGGGCUGCAGGGUCUGCAGAAAAUCAGAAAGGUGAUUCGUUUUCUGGUUGGGAGGCCAGCUUUACGUCUGCUAGUUCUGGUCCGGUUCAUGAAGGGGCCAGAUCAGUUGAUCAUUCUAAUGUUGAAUCAGAUACGGCAUCUGGAUUCUGGAAAGAUUCUGUUGAUGUAAGAAAGAAUGAUGAUUUCAAUCCUUCAACAUCCAUGGAACAUGAUUACUCUCAGGGAGAUGGAUGGAGAACUUCCAACUUGGAAGCACAUACCCAGACUGGGAAAUCAGAAUUGACCAUGGAUCUCCGUGGUAUGAAAACAACAGAAAAUGCUAAUGGUUCUAGUAGAAAUCUUGAUUGGAUGCAGGACAAUCAACAGCUAGGGAGUGAUAACAAGAUAACUGAUACUGCAGCUACUGCUGAAGAUAAAUAUUCAUUUGAUGAAUGGAAUGAGUUUACUGGCUCAGCUAGCAUGCAAGAUCCUUCUAAUACUAUUUCCAGCUCAAAGACAACUGGCCAGAGUGGAAAUUUUGGAUAUUCUGUUGAUUUUAAUGAUAAAAAAUCAGCAGUGGAUGUUAAUAGCUCUUCUAACAAGGAUUUUGACUGGAUGCAAGAUCAGUGGCAACAUAACAAUAACAAGACUACUGAUACCAUCAGUGCUAAUGAAACUGCUGACUCAUUUGAUGUAUGGAAUGAUUUCACUGGCUCAGCCAAUACACAACAUUCGCCCUUUGGUGUAUCCAACUUAGAGGUAACCGGCCAGACUGGUAAAUCUGAAUUGACCCAUGGUCCUAAUGAUACCAAAACAGACGAAAGUGCUACUGGUUCUUCUGGUAAUUUUGACUGGAUGCAAGAAGACCAAUGGAAGGGGAGCAAUAGCAAGGCAACUGGUAUUGUGACUACUAAUGAAGUAGAUGAUUCAUUUGAUGCAUGGAACGAUUUUACUAGCUCAACUAUUUCACAAAAUCCUUCUGGUGGUGUUUCCAACUCUGUGAUUACUGCCCAGACUGGGAAGUCUGAAAUUACUGCUGAUCUUAAUGACAUGAAAACAGAAGAGGGUACUAGUGCUUCUUCUCGCAGAAGUUUUGACUGGAUGCAAGAUGACCAAUGGAAAGUCAGCAAUAACAAAACAGCUGAUACCAUGAUCACUAAUGAUAGUGAUUCAUUUGAUGUUUGGAAUGACUUUACUAGCUUGGCCCCUACACAAGAUCAUUCCAGCAAUGUUUGGAAACAAACAGUAAAUCAGACUUCUGAAAAGACAUCUGAAAUGAAUUUACUCAGUUUGUCAAACAGCUCACCUGAUAUAGAAUUUAGUGGGUCUUCACAACAUGAUUUAUUUUCAGGACAGUUUGGUAGUUCACUGAGUUCUCUUCCAGCUACUUCUUUAAACAGGAUGGCUGAAAUGGAUACCAGAGGAAACUCUGGAGAUGUAUCAACUGCAGUAGGGUCAAAAGACAAUGUAGAGAUGCUGAUGUCCCAGAUGCGUGAUCUCUCCUUUAUGCUUGAGAACAAUCUUUCAAUACCCCCAAAGUAAGAUGGAAAUAUGCCAUUUUCUCGUUAUUUGUAUCCAAAUAUUUUUCACAUAUAUUAUGAUUAAUUUUGUAAUCUGUAGCAUAUCCCCUUCUUUCUGUGUAUUUGUUCUUUUAUGAAGGGGCAGGGAAUAAUAUGGCUUUCAUCUACUGUUUGUAAUUCCACUCAAGCAUUUUUUUUGGGUGCAAUUUCCUAAAUUAGGUUUUGAUUGUAGAUCCAGCAUGUCGCAUGUCUUGUUUUGUAGAACUCUGCUACUGUAUAUUAGCUGUCAGUUUAUGUUGGGGGUGGUGAAUCUGAUUAUGAUUUUUGUUUAAGUUCUGAUUUGAGAGCGGCCUUUAAUUUUGUUGCUUGAGACUGUUCAGACAUUACUAGUUCCACAACCAA